AUACGCGUCGAGGUCAUCAAUCUUGUUAUUGCGUAGAGUAAGCAACUCCAACAUCGAUCAAAACCCUUGUCGUCCGCUUCCCAUUGAGAUCGUUGAACGUAAAAAUGGCGAAUGAGAACGAACCAGCGAAGCUACUGUUGCCUUACCUUCAAAGAGCCGAUGAAUUGCAAAAGCACGAACCUCUCGUCGCCUACUACUGUCGAUUAUAUGCGAUGGAACGGGGUUUAAAGAUCCCUUCUAGUGAACGUACCAAAACCACUAGUUCCCUACUCGUUUCCCUCAUGAAACAACUUGAAAAGGAUAAGAAGUCAUUGCAGUUGGGGCCUGAUGAUCAUCUUCACCUUGAAGGAUUUGCUUCAAAUGUUUUCGCAAAGGCUGAUAAACAAGAUAGAGCUGGGAGAGCUGAUCUAAAUACAGCAAAGACAUUUUAUGCUGCAAGCAUUUUCUUUGAAAUCCUUAACCAGUUUGGUGAAGUCCAACCUGAUCUUGAGCAGAAACAGAAGUAUGCAGCAUGGAAAGCAGCAGAUAUAAGGAAAGCUAUUAAAGAAGGAAGGAAGCCUAUACCUGGCCCCCCUGGUGGUGAAAAAGAUCUCUCGGAUGCAUCAGGCAGUGGAUAUGACUUGGAACCAACCACCAGACAUGCACCAGAAUCUCAUCCUUCAUCCCAAUUAUACGACAGAAGUGAUUCCCAAAAGUUCACAAAUACUUUCGCAUCACCGCCACGUGACCCUCCACCACCGCCACAUUCCACUAUGCCGCCGCCGCCACCUUCAAACACCCAACCACCACCACCACCGCCCUCAAACUUUCCUCCACCAUCUUCAACCAUCCAACCACCAUCAAAUUUCCCUCCACCAUCUUCCACCGCCCCACCGCCGCCGCCCACCUACUCUUCCGACGACUAUCCGUCCAACAAUUUCCAUUCCCAGAACACAGGAGGAGAUAAUUCAAAUCCAACUUAUUCUCAUCAGAACUAUCACCACCUCCCACAAGAACCCCAACAUCAAAAUUACCAACAUGACCCUUCAUACACAUUCCCAAAUUUCCAAUCUUACCCUAGUUUUUCCGAAACUGCCCUUCCAGCAGUAGCCCCAGGUCAUUACCCCUCAUCAUACUAUCAGGGAGGCUCUGAUGCAUCAGCAGCAGCUACAGCUACAGGUGGUCAGUACAAAGUGAGUGGUGGAAAUGGGGGUGUUCCAGUACAUGGAGGUGCAGGGAGCUCUGGUGGACAGGCGGCGGCGUAUGAGUAUGACAGCAGCAGUUAUCAGCCUCCGGCUGAUAAAAUUGCAGAGGCACAUAAGGCGGCAAGGUUUGCUGUUGGAGCAUUGGCAUUUGAUGAUGUUUUUGUUGCUGUAGAUUACCUUAAAAAGUCUCUUGAAUUGCUUACUAAUCCAAAUGCUACUGUUUGAUUCAUUCAUGAUUCAUGAAUCAGAAUCUGUUUGGAAUUUGGAUUUCAACCUUUUGGUUUUAUUCGGUUUGUUUUGCUUUUGUGAAGAGGUUCUACCUGACAAGUUUAUGCUGUAGAAAGUUUAGAUUUGAUUUUUUUUUUUGUUAAAAAAACAUUGUUUCCUGCUCCAUGUGGGUUUAUGAUGUAUGC
Messenger RNA from Lactuca virosa, 1597 nucleotides. NCBI's taxonomy places the organism in Eukaryota, Viridiplantae, Streptophyta, Magnoliopsida, Asterales, Asteraceae. The record is from the annotation of a GenBank genome assembly.